Messenger RNA from Fusarium verticillioides 7600, 6037 nucleotides. Its product is annotated as phosphatidylinositol phospholipase C, gamma-1. The coding region runs from base 1473 to 4814 and encodes 1113 amino acids. Lineage: Eukaryota; Fungi; Ascomycota; Sordariomycetes; Hypocreales; Nectriaceae. Gene Ontology annotation, biological process: lipid metabolic process; phosphatidylinositol-mediated signaling. The record is from RefSeq and is a predicted model, not a curated record. Gene Ontology annotation, molecular function: phosphatidylinositol-4,5-bisphosphate phospholipase C activity. The transcript has a single exon.
CGCGUCCAAGCACCAGCAGCUUCCAUUCAGUCUCUUCUAUUCUGUGAUCUAGCUUUCUUGACGUUAGCUCUCUUUUUUCUACAAAGUCUCGAGUCUCGCCCGCUCCCACGCGCGCCAAAAGAGGACGCCAUCAUACUUUGAAGCUUCUGCCCUCCCUUGCCCAGUUCGCUCUACCAACUGGACUGCACCAGGAGGAGAUUGCCCUAUUUUUUUCUCUAUCUUUUUUUAACCUUCUGGUUCCCGGGCUAUCAUACAGCCACCGCCCCAAGCUGCCACCUACUACCUCCCAGUACUCAGCUACCUUUUUCCACCACAGGCUACUUAUUACUACUUGGACUCCCCCCUUUUUCCAUCUCAACUAUCUUUUCUACCCCUCCCGCUCCACCACCAACUUUCCCAUUGACAACCUAACUCACCUCUUUGCCUUUCUCACUUCUUGUCUGUCAUAACAAUCUACUUUCUUCAAAGAAGCCCUUUGGCACUCUACUCGAGAGAGACGAUUAUUCUACUCUAUCAGCGUUACUCAGACUGCUCCCAUCAUACACUCGACAACCAAGCGCUGCUCAAUUGCAAUUCGCCGAUCAAUUUGCGACAGAGCUGAAAUUCCGACCUUUGUCGCGUUCCCUUGACGUUGGGUGACUCAGCCAGUUCGACCUCGAUCUUCGAACUCCCUUCUUGGAACCUGUUACUCAAAGAGCCUGCGGUCUCCCGGAAUUUUCAUCGUUUUACAUUCGAAAUUGCGCCUGAUCGAGAUCUCCUCUGGAAAAGACCCAUUGAACUUUCGGCAAUUUCGGGUUUUAUCACAUCGACGCAAGGAAACCCACCAAGCGCAGGACGUUGUUGGUGUUGACACGCUAUCGAAGGAGGUGUUUGUAGCUUAAGCUACCCCAACCUGAUCGACCUGUGGUUCUCGACGGACUGCUUCAUUCUCUUCAAUCAACUGGACCAGUGGUUCUGCGCUGUGCUGCAGCUCUGUGCCUGUCAAAGACGAACGCCCUGUUUUGCUUGAUCCAGCGACCCCAAGGCGGCCCCAAAGGAGCCACCUGCAUAUCCCGCCCUCUGCCAGCUCACCACGCUGCUGCGAACUUGGCACAUCAUCACGCCUCGGAUCGGCCUUGUCAGGACCUACCCCGUCACCCGCGUGCUGCUCAGCAUCACUACCCUCGUGUGGUCCACUCAGCAACACCACAGGCUUCUUGCGUCCCUGCAUCUGCAUUCAUUACGUGCGGUCGACACUGCCCUGGCUCUUCUGGCAUCCUAUCUGACACUGGCUGCACCCCAGAGUGACAGCUGCUCCACGAGGGAUCGGCUUCCGCAGCCUCUUCCCCGCAAUUUGCGUCUCUUAUCGUUACCCCCAGGCCAGACGUCCCACCAUGGCUCCCCAUUCUGACUGAGCUUUUAUAUACGUCGAUGCAACCUUCGAGUGCGACCUUUCUCGCCCUUAUAGUGUAAUCACAACUCUCAGCACGACCAUGUCUUCCAGCUUUGAUUCAGACUCAAACUCCGCAUUAACAACUCACAACCUAUCCGAAAUGUCCUCAUUAACACACACUCAACUAGGUCAGGUCCAGACAGCCUUUCCUUCACAAACACAACCAGUCCCCAUUCCCAUGUCAGCUAUCAGUGCUUCAUCAGGAGCCUCAAACUCACAAGAAGGCUCACCACUCAUGUCUCCCGACGCCGCUGUUCUAACAACAUACUCCUCCGUCCAGCCCUCGCCUGAGCCCAUGCGAGGUAGGGAGGAGGAGGUUUUCCCUUCAAGCUUUCAGUUGCCCGAAUCUGUGCUGUCCCGGAAGACGAGUACAAACUCUCUUGGAUACAAUGCCAUGUCUGAAGUCGCCAACAACAGCAAAGGAGGUCUCAUCCGCCGAUUCUCAAACCGAGCCCACCGAUUUACUGGCAGAAGACGACCAUCCUCUGGUGCCCCUACCAGCCGUGACGGAAGUGUUGGCCCCAGCAUUCUCAGACGCCGAAGUGACAGUAACGCCACAGCCCCCCAGGAGAACAGCGCCCUGACGGAUACUGAUGAGGAGCCUGAGGUCAUCCCUGAUGACUGCAUAUCUGUGGUUGGACUUGAUGGUGCUACCAACACCUCAUCCGCCAACAGCACUCAUGGAUCCAUCAGCGCAAGCGCUGGAGCUAUGGCUGGCCCAGUGCUUCCGGCCGAGCUUCGCAAUGGAUGCCCAGUGAGAAAGGUUUCGAAGAAGAGCCGACCCAAGAGAAUCAACCUUGUAUACGAGACCGAAUCCAACAAGCUUUCCUGGGAUGCCACCCGACCUCAAAAGUCUCUCCAUGUCGAUGAGAUUAGAGAGAUCCGAACUGGUUCAGAUAUCCAACAGUACAUCAUCGACUACGGCCUGGGCGAGGAGGCAGCCAAGUACAGCGACAAGUGGUUUACUAUCAUUUACACAGUUCCCGAGAACUCGAAAACAAGAUUUCUGCACAUUGUUACAGACAACACUAAGAGCUUGUCACUUUGGACAGAAUUCUUGGACGCCAUGUUGAGAUACCGUCAAGAACUCAUGACAUCGUUGAUGGCAUUCAACGACCGUGCUGUUGCCCAGUACUGGCAAACAGAAAUGGCCAAGGAGUUUGGUGACCAGAUUCGCAGCCCCGAGCAAGAGGAGAUGAACAUUGCCGGAGUGAAGCGUGUGUGCCAAAACCUUCACAUUUACAGUUCGCAAGCGACCCUGGAAGUCAACUUUCACUUGUCUGAUUCGCGACGACGACAAAAACUAAACUUUAGGGAGUUCAAGGACUUUGUUCGACGCAUGAAGCAAAGGACCGACGUUCAACGAAUUAUCCGUGGCUUUGCCGCCAACCCCGAGUUCGGUCUUACCUCGACAGAAUUCCUCACCUUUCUCCGCGACGUCCAAGGCGAGGAUGUUGACUCCAACCGCGUUGCCUGGGAGAAGCUGUUCUCUCGGUUCUGCCGUAAGUACCGCAAUGAUGAGGUCGACCUUCAAGAAAACGCCGAGAUUAUGUCCGAAGCCGCCUUUGUUGGUUUCUUGACGUCAGAGCAUAACGAUGUGAUCCAACCCGAGCCUCAAAACAUUGUCCUGGACCGCCCGAUGAACGAGUAUUUCAUUUCAAGCUCCCACAACACCUACCUCCUCGGUCGCCAAGUUGCUGGUCAGUCUAGCGUUGAGGGCUACAUCUCAGCUCUUGUCCGGGGAUGCCGAUGUGUUGAGGUCGACUGCUGGGACGGCUACAACGGUCAGCCCGAAGUUAAUCAUGGCCGCACCAUGACGACUUCAAUCAGCUUCAAGGAGGUUAUGACCACCAUCAACAAGUACGCUUUCGUCAAGUCCAAGUACCCCCUUUGGAUUUCACUCGAGGUCCAUUGCAGUCCGGCCCAACAGGCGACAAUGACGGAGAUCAUCAAGGAAUGCUUCGGUGCACGACUGGUCACGGAGACUUUGGAGGCGUUCCCCGAUAAGCUUCCUACCCCUUCCGAACUGAUGGAACGUGUCCUCAUCAAGGUCAAGAAGCCUCAGAUUAAGGAAGAGCCUGUUUCCGUUGGCAAUGACUUCCGUGGUCGACGAAGGGGCAACAGCCUCAACUCACCUAUGAUGCGACCCUCGGCUCCCGAUGGCACUCCUUUGAUGCCCUCCCAGUCCCUUCCCCAGAGCCCUAUGUUGACGCCCAGCCACUCCUCGCGAAGAUUGGUCAGCAAGACCCGUGUCAACACUAUCACCGAGGGCCGUGUUCAGGAUAUGAUGAGCAGCAGCACUAGCGACAACGAGAGCGCAGGUGAACAACCAGCCAAGAAGGCCCCCAACAAGACUGUCAAGGUCCUUGGUGAACUGGGUGUCUACUGCGCUGGUGUCAAGUUCUCUGGCUUUGACACAGUGGACGCGAAGCAGUACAACCACAUCUUCUCCUUCAUGGAGUCUAGCUUUGCCAAGCAUUCCCGCGCUAAGGACCAAAAGAUGGCACUUGAUAUCCACAACAUGCGUUACAUGAUGCGCGUCUAUCCCGACCGAACCCGCAUCACGUCCAACAACUUCGACCCCCUUAUCUACUGGCGACGCGGUGUCCAGAUGGCCGCUCUCAACUGGCAGACAUUCGACCUCGGAAUGCAGCUCAACCGUGCUAUGUUCGAUGGCAAGGAUGCUUCUGGCUACGUCUUGAAGCCCGCUGAGCUCCGAGACAUUCAAGUUCUCCCCUACAACUCCGACAUUGCCGAGGGCAAGAAGGAGCGCAGUGUAGUCUCGUUCAGCAUUGAUGUCAUCUCUGCCCAACAGCUUAUGCGACCUGCCAACCUUCCCGCCAAUAAGUCUAUGGACCCCUACGUGGAGAUCGAGAUUUUCCACGCCAACGACAAGCGUGACAAGAAGGAGGCUGAUUCCAAUUUGGUCAUGGAGCACGACUCGCCUCUCAAAGUCCAGACUGAGGUGAUUCGCGAGAACGGCUUCAACCCCAUGUUCGACAAGCAGUUCAAGUUCAAGGUUACGACCAAGCACCCUGACCUGAUCUUCGUUCGCUGGUCGGUCAAGCUCUCUAGCGAUGGCGAGAGCUACAAUGAGCGCCCUGCCGUCGCUACUUACACCGCCAAACUCACCAACCUCAAGCAGGGUUACCGCACCCUGCCUCUACUCAACCACGCUGGGGACCAGUACCUUUUCUCUAAGCUCUUCUGCAAGAUUAAUGUCGACUCGGUCCAGAAGAUGUUGAUCGAUGCUCCUCGCCGCACCCAAGACGGAAACAAGCUCAACCGUCUUGGUGGCAAGGUCUUCAGCCGAAUCAACACCAGCCCUAAGAGUACCAUUGAAAAGUCUAGCUCCGAGAAGACGAGCUUUGACAGCUAUUGAUUACCAACUGAGUCACAACUAUCUCAUCUGUACGAACACUAUUUUCAACCUUCUUGGAUAUAAUUCUUUUUAUACCAUUCACUUCUCGAUCGAUCGAUACUGAGCCUGACGAAGCUGGAUCUGGACGCUGCUUAAGUCUAAUAUCGACAUGGAUCUUGGGCAAAGGGUACCCGAAGCCAUCCCAUGAUGUUAGUCACACACAUCUUUCUUCCAUGAUCCCAGGAGGAUCCUGGCGCGACACGCGAUGGGACUGAAGGGAUCUGUGACUUGAUGGAUGGAGCCUGCGCCAUUACUGUUUACUUUGUUUCUUUUUCUUUUCUUCUUCUUUUCAUUUAUUUCAAGGCAGGGUUGAAGCGUUUGAAUAACCCUUUUAACAGUACCCUCUGGUACACGACGAUUUCCUUAAAAAUACGGCGCAUGAAAAAAACAGUUAAAGAUGGACAAAUACCCCCUUUAGCGUGGACGGUGUUGGUCAUUAUUGGGAUUCUAUGUUUAUAUUAUUUUUAUUAUCGAGGCAUUGAAGCUGCCUCGAUGGAUCAAAGGAACAGGACGGGAUUGAAAAGCAGUCUGCAUACACCACGCUUGGCCGUGAUUUGGGAGCGUCAGGGAAACUUGCAUUGCACAGAGGAUUACCGGAAUUCACGUAUUAUAGAUCGGCACAAGGCAGGGGAGCCAAACACUUGGGAAAUAUCUCUUUUCUGCUGAAAGCACUCUCACUUUACUUGGCCCACAAUCUCUCUCUCAUCUCUUGACUCUGUUGUUGAUUCUGCUACAAUCUGAUGUCAUCAAUGUCACCUGGCACGGAAGACGAGAUGAUAGGAAGAAAGGCUAUUGCACGGGCAUAAGGGAGGUUGGAAUGGCAGGUGGAGAAGAUGGAGAUAUCCCUCACUUUUUUUGAGGCCUCUGAGAUGGGACAAUGGAUCGACAUAGGGAAAUCAUGAUAUACACAUACCGGUGGCUCACGCUACAACAAACAAAACAAACAAACUACUAGGCCACCCCCUCAAUCUGGGGAUAGGCGAAAGUUCCCUUUAGCCUUUAGUGGAAGAGGUCUUCUUGGCCUUGCCUCAAGGGCGAAGAGGGGAUUAAUGAGAAAUGAACUAUUUUACAAACACAUGAAUCUCGGAUCAAGUUUGUGACUCGUAUUCUCGUAUUUUUACCCCUGUUCCUUAGCAAAAUAGCUAUAAACUAAUCUCCACAAGUCCAACCUCCUAAUCCCAGCG